Molecule: messenger RNA, 1426 nt
Organism: Galdieria sulphuraria
Lineage: Eukaryota; Rhodophyta; Bangiophyceae; Galdieriales; Galdieriaceae
Exons: 9
Coding region: 35-1396 (453 amino acids)
Cellular component (GO): membrane; endomembrane system
Source: RefSeq, a predicted model, not a curated record
UUCCCCAUGUCAUUUUGUGUUGUUGGAGUGGGCGAUGACUAUGGAUAGCGGUAUGCUUUAUAUUCACUGUCCAUUUUUAUCACAAUAUAAAAACCAAAGAAGUUUGGCUACCCAUGAAGUUUUUGCCUGGUUUUUGAAACAAAGACGUUGUCCUGUGGCUAGAAAGACUCCCUGUCGUUUUGUUAUUUCGUCUCGUUUUGUAGAACAAGAAGAACAGACAGAGAGGAACAAACGAGUUGAAAACUUUUCCGUACAAACAAACCUCUUAGAAACUGAUUCCAGUGAGAAUUUAAAAGGUUUUAUCAAAACCAGAGGAUGUUUGAUACCCGAUAUUCCAUUUGUGUUUUGGUGGUCAGGAGAUAUCUACUCUCUGAUAGAAGAUGAGCCCAGCAGACAUUUAUUCGAAUUUGAAGGAUUCAAUAUUGGACGGAUGAAACGAGUGGAUGGUGGUUGGAGAUUGCUUACCAGAGAGUUGGCUGUUUACAAGGAUCCCAAUACUCACGAAAUUUUGGAACAAUGGAAGAAUCCCUUUACUGAAGAGAUUUGUGAAGUGGUCCAUGUGCUGAACGAUCCCGUGAAUCAAGAGUUUCUAUUGAAAGGACCAAGAGGAACAUUUAAAGCACCGAUUGUGCGCAAUGGUUCGGAUAUUUUUUGGCAUGCAGAGAUAUUUUUGAAGUAUCCUUCACCUUUGAAAAGAGAAAUGUUUCCACAAGGCAUACAGAACGAUGAAUAUCAAAGUGCUGAAUUGUUUCAGUUUUAUACCAAAGAAGAGGAUUUGAAGAGAGUUGAUUGUCCUUAUUCACCUUCACAAUUUUCUUGGGUACGCAUAGGACAAUGGUUGCCUUUUAUGAAAAUGGGUGACAAGUCAGGAAGACUUUUGUAUCAUUGCAGAGGUAAAAGACUAGAAAAGGGAUACCAGGACUUGAGUGAGCAGAUUCGAACAUUUGUUGAGCGAUAUUAUCCGGAGUAUAUGGAUGCACCAACCAAUUAUUCAACACCAAAUGAAACUUCAUGGACAUACUUUAAAAAGUUGUUGAGUAGAAGAGGAUUUCCAAGAGCAGAUGGUACGAGAGCACAUGAAACUGAUUGUGAAUCACCUGCGACAGUUUCAACAAAUGACUCAAAGAUAUUUACCUUGGAACAGUUGAAUGAAUUGGACGGAAGUGAUCCCAAUAAGCCAAUCUACAUUUCUAUUUGUGGUAUAGUUUUUGAUGUUACCAAAGGGAGAAGACAUUAUCGUAAAGGUGAAACUUAUCACAAUUUGGUUGGAAGAGAAGCAAGUCGAGCAUUUCUUACUGGUGACUUGAGUGAAAGUGGUUUAUCAGAUGAGAGCAUUGAUUUGAAUAGCUUGACAGAGGAACAACGUCUAGACUUGCAACAUUGGUUGGCUUUCUAGACAAUUGGCAAAGUCAUUUCAGUGGACGAC